Messenger RNA from Fomitopsis serialis, 543 nucleotides. RefSeq lists its product as uncharacterized. The coding region runs from base 1 to 543 and encodes 180 amino acids. The transcript has 5 exons. NCBI's taxonomy places the organism in Eukaryota, Fungi, Basidiomycota, Agaricomycetes, Polyporales, Fomitopsidaceae. The record is from RefSeq and is a predicted model, not a curated record.
AUGCGCUUGUCGUCGCGGUGCAGAGACCAACCCCUGCGUCUCACCUGGCCUCAGGCUAAUGCGCUCCUGGGCGCGAACCCGCUAAAGGGCGGCGACACCGUCCUCGUCCUCGGCACCGGCGGCGUCUCCAUCUUCGGCCUCCAGAUCGCCGUCGCGAGCGGCGCGACCCAUGUCAUCAACUACAAGAAGACGCCGGACUGGGAGGAGGAGGUCCUCCGGAUCACGGGCGGGCGCGGCGGGGACCACGUCAUUGAGGUCGGCGGCGCGGGCACGAUCAACAAGUCGCUCGCGAGCACGCGGUAUGGCGGGACGGCUCGCGACAUGUCGAAGCUGCCUAGUAUCGUCCUCGGGGGAGCCCUCGUCCGCGGCAUCCUCGUCGGCUCGCGCACGCAGUUCGAGGCGCUCGUGCGGCUGAUCAACGCGACGGGGCUCAAGCCUGUCGUGGACAAGGUAUCCCCGUUUGAGGAGACGCGCGCGGCGUACGCGCAUCUGGAGAGCCAGCAGCACGUCGGGAAGGUGUGCGUGCAGGUUGCGAGGGACUGA